Molecule: messenger RNA, 1788 nt
Organism: Uncinocarpus reesii 1704
Lineage: Eukaryota; Fungi; Ascomycota; Eurotiomycetes; Onygenales; Onygenaceae
Exons: 3
Coding region: 1-1788 (595 amino acids)
Biological process (GO): positive regulation of transcription by RNA polymerase II
Molecular function (GO): DNA-binding transcription factor activity, RNA polymerase II-specific; RNA polymerase II cis-regulatory region sequence-specific DNA binding; protein dimerization activity
Source: RefSeq, a predicted model, not a curated record
AUGGGUCGCAGAAAGAUUGAAAUAAAAGCGAUCAAGGAUGAUCGCAAUCGAUCAGUAACGUUCCUGAAGCGCAAAGGAGGCUUGUUCAAAAAGGCGCAUGAAUUGUCUGUUCUCUGCUCCGUGGACGUGACUGUGAUCAUAUUCGGGCACAAUAAGAAGCUAUACGAGUUCUCGUCCGCAGACAUCCAAGAGACCCUAGGACGGUACCAAUACUAUGGCAAGGCACAUGAACACAAGGGCCCUGCUGAUUUCACUGGAAAACAGAACAUGGACGACGAUGACGAAGACGAUGGCUCCCUUCCCCCAGAAGAUGUCCAGUCGCAACGUAACCAUAGUAAUCCCGUUCCACCACAACCUCAUCAACAAACGUUCCAGCAUGUGAACCAUACUCCUUCUGUGUCUCCACCGAUACCCAACGGUGUCCAGUACCAUCCUCGUAAUGGAACCCCUCUGCCUCCGGGCGUCAAUUCUAGACCGUCGUCGAGAAAUACCGUCCCUGCAGUGAACUUGGUUCCUCCGCAACAUCAACACGCAACACCGCCGCCGCAGGCUCAGAACGGUUACGCGUAUAUGCCGAACGGACCUGUCUACAAUUCCCAGGCAAACCCGCACCCUCCUCGACCAGGCCCACAGUUUCAGUAUGCAAGACCGCCUCCACCUCCGCCACCACAGCACCAGUCGCAACACCCCGUGGGCGUCUCCCACCACCCCCAACAGCCUCCUAUUCCAACUCAUCUUCAACACCAGCAGCACCAGCAAUCACAUCCACAACAUCAUCCUCCAUCGACCCAGCACCCGCCUUUACCGCAUCAUUCAUACAUGCAGGAGCAGCAACGGAGGCAGUCUAUUCCAACCACUUUUUCGCAACAGGAGCACCACAGUGCAGCACCCGCAGAGCAGCCAUUGACCCGACAAACACCUGACGUCAAGGCUGAACGCCCGUCGUCUCCGCCCCCACGACCGCAACCAACCAAGUCAAGGAGCAUUUUCACACCAAUUGACGACCGUGGAUCGGUUCUGGCUCAACAUUUCGGUUUUGGGCCGCCAGCAGAAUCGCCAAAGGCUGAAUCACCCGCUGUCAAACCUGAGUCUGAGAAAUUUGCAAAGUCGUCGGCUCCACCGCCCAGGCCAGUUCCCGUGCCCCCGCGUUCGCAUCCCCAACCACAGCGAACCCAGUCGAUAUCUUCAAUUCCUGAUAUUACACCAAAUUCAAGGAAUAAUAGCAUAGCUAGCGUUAGACGACCACAGCUCAAAGUCCAGAUUCCCAGCGAGCAUUCCGACGCGGGUGACGCCACAGAGGAAUCAGGACAUGAUUCCGGCACUACUGGAGCGACUCCGGCAAGGGGUGGUUCCGAUCCAGGUCAUUCCGCGGUAGUGCUUCCUCCACCUUCACCCUCUGCUAGCGCAUUAUUAAGUGCAGGUGCUCAUGGCCCUCCAAAUCCUUUCGCAAGGCCUCCACCUCCAGGUGCUGUACCGCCGGGCGCGGCUGCUUACAACGGUGGCAAUAACAAUAUUGAAACUCCCAUCUCUGCACUACCUAGUCGUUUUGUCUCUGAGGCCCUUCUUCCUUCCCCAUCCAGCUUCUACCCCGAGUGGGGCUUUGGACGAUCUGGCCCGGAUAGUAAUAUGCUCCCGAGUCCGCUUACUUUCCCAACACCCGUCAUGCAGUCCGGUCCGGGAUUCGUAAAGGAGACGGAAAGCCAGGAGAAGAAACGGAAAAGUCCUGAUAGCGGACCGGGUGUUCCGGAGUCUGUCGGACCAGGAAAGAGGCUGAAAGUUGAUAGUUAA